GACUCAGUCAUCCCAUUCAAUAUGGUUUUACAAAAAUUGAAAAGCAAAAUUACGAGAGGCGAUAAUGCUGAAACAUAUCAGGCCUCAGAAGGUGUUGAGGAGAUAAACACAGAGAAUCAGUCUAUACUUUUGGGAAUAAUUGCUCAAUUGCGUCCGGGGUGUGACUUGUCAAGAAUUACUCUCCCAACUUUUAUUUUGGAGAAGAAGUCUAUGCUAGAAAGAAUCACCAAUGCAUUUAUGACUCCUGAGAUUUUGAUUGAGGCAAAUGCCACUGAAGAUGAGGUUGAUAGGUUUUUGAAGAUCGUUAAGUGGUAUUUAUCUGGAUGGCACAUAGCGCCCAAAGCCGUGAAGAAACCAUUGAAUCCUGUUCUUGGAGAAGUAUUCAGUUGUUACUGGAACAAAUUACCACAUGACUGUAGCGCAUAUUAUGUUGCAGAGCAAACCUCACAUCAUCCUCCAGAAUCUUCUUAUUUUUACUUAAUACCUGAACAGAGGAUUCGGGCAGAUGGUGUUCUUAUCCCAAAGUCGAAGUUUCUUGGUAAUUCUUCUGCAGCAAUGAUGGAGGGAGUAGCUUGCCUUAAACUUGGCUUACAUGGCGGUGAGUCUUACACUGUAACACAACCAAACAUAUAUUGCCGUGGAAUUUUGUUCGGAAAACUCAGAUACGAGCUAGGUGAUCAUAUGUUGGUCAAAUGCGAAGACACAGGUUUGGAGGCUGAUAUUGAAUUUAAGACAAAAGGUUUUUUGAGCGGCGAAUACGACACAAUCGAAGGCACAGUUCAACGCGGUGGGAAAGUCUUAUACUUGAUCUCUGGGAAGUGGAAUGGGCUAAUGGAGAUUCAAGAAAUCGCGACAGGAGAGAAAAAGACAUUUUAUGAUACUUCAAAUUCUUCGGUCAUACAUGCACAUGUGAAGCAGCUUGAAAAGCAAGAUCUAAACGAGUCACAGAGAUUAUGGCAUGACACAAUAUCUGCUCUAGAAAAGGGAGAUCAUGAGACCGCCACCAAUAAGAAGUUUGAUGUAGAAGACAAGCAGAGAGAAGAGGCGAAAGAAAGACGUGAGAAAGGGGAGGAAUUUGUUCCCAAACUUUUCAAAAGCACCGCAGACGGCGAAAUUCCCUACUCAAUCAACGCAGAGAUAGAUAUCCUUGAAGACAGUCCAGAAACAAUGUUGGCCAAACUUUUUGCUGUUCACCAGAUACACUGAACAUUCUUUGCAUGAUUCUUUUGUGUCUUAACUCGCAGUCCUCCGUUGGUUCUAAUCUAUUGUAUUUGUUUUCGAGAAACCUGGACAUUUCCAAGUCUUUGGUGAGAGUGCGUUCAGAGAGACUUUUUACCAUAUGUAGUGUAAAACUAACCAACCAGACUCAAAUGGGUGGCAGAAAUGUAGGGGGAUUAGAUACAUCUACCAGGAGGUUGUACCCUUUUUCUAAGAUUUGCGCAAGCUACAACUGAUUUUUCCCCAACA
Messenger RNA from Metschnikowia bicuspidata var. bicuspidata NRRL YB-4993, 1467 nucleotides. It is a transcript of the gene OBPA, whose product is annotated as oxysterol-binding protein related protein. The record is from RefSeq and is a predicted model, not a curated record. The transcript has a single exon. The coding region runs from base 22 to 1206 and encodes 394 amino acids. Gene Ontology annotation, molecular function: sterol binding. Gene Ontology annotation, cellular component: intracellular membrane-bounded organelle; cortical endoplasmic reticulum; cytosol. NCBI's taxonomy places the organism in Eukaryota, Fungi, Ascomycota, Pichiomycetes, Serinales, Metschnikowiaceae.